CGGUUCCGUCCAGCGCCAUUUUGAUGAAACAGCGAGGCUAGGAACAGCUUGGAUUACCUAAAUGGAUUUUAUGGAUUUAAACUGAAGAAUCAUCUGGAUACGCGUUUUUCGGAUUGGAAAACUAUCAUGGAUCGAAGUGGAACCUUUCAACCCUGACUGUGAAACUGGUGGAUUGUGUCAGUUAAUUCGACAGUAAACUGUUGCAACGAUGUUAGUGUAACUCCGUUACCCAUUAGCUGUUAGCUUUUGUUAGGCCAUUGGUGUUUCAUAAUGUGUUGAGUGGCGAGGCAUGAUUAGCUAAUCUUGAAGUGUAGCAUGCUAGCAUUAACAUUUACACGGUUCAUUACAAUGUCAGAAUAUAAUUUUGAGGUCCGUCAGAAUUAAAGUUAACACUGUUGACUCGUUGGGGAGCUUUUGUGGACUUUUUUGAGGGGCGCGAUAGUCUUUGUUCAUACUUGGUUGAAGAAGAAAACGGAGGGACUAUUUCUGAAAGGCAAAACAUUGCUUCAAGGACUGGUGCUCGGGAAACCAAGGGCCCGCUGCUAGCUACACAAGCGGUUCGCAGUGCGGCGGUUUGGGCUUUUCAUCAAGGACAAUACACUAUGGACUUUGUCUCAUUUACAUCCAUGUAAUUGUGCUGCGUGGACUCUCUUGGAUUUGGUCGCACCCUGAUGUGUUUUAUUGGACUUUGAAAAACUGACGAGGUACCCAGUGCCUCUCAAUGGCCCUCUGGUCUCACCCUUCGUAUAUUUUUCUUUGGCAAUAAUAAGGACUAUAUCGUCAUCUGCGAGCUGAACCUUUUCCUAUUUUAUCCUUUUCUUUGUCCAGAGUGUUUCAGCGAAUAUAAAGAAGGUUUACCAAUUAAAGUCACCUCAUUUAGCCUCCUGUGUUCAGUGUUGACGCUGUUUAAUUUUCUUAUGACAGGCCUGUGUUCUUUUUACCCCACUUGUGCUUGAUUGACAUUGUAGUGCUUAGACCUGUAAAAAUGUCGUGUGUUCACUAUAAGUUUUCUUCCAAACUGGACUACAACACAGUCACUUUCGAUGGGCUGCAUAUCACUCUCAGCGAGCUGAAAAGGCAGAUUAUGGCCCGGGAGCGCCUCAAGGCCACAGACUGCGACCUGCAGAUCACCAAUGCGCAGACUCGAGAAGAAUAUACAGACGAUGAAGCCCACAUCCCAAAACACUCGUCUGUGAUCGUCCGCCGCACUCCAAUUGGUGGAGUAAAACCUGCUGGCAGGACGUUCAUUGUAGAUCGUUCUGACACAGCUGUUGUGGGAUCAUCAAGACCCACGGAUUCUUCUCCUUCUUUGUCUCUCGCCCAACUGGCCAAGACUGCAAACUUGGUUGACGCAAAUGCAUCAGAGGAGGACAAGAUUAAAGCUAUGAUGUCUCAGUCGAACCAUGAAUAUGAUCCAAUACAUUACUCCAAGAAGGCAGUUGGACCCCCACCUGCUCAUUAUACCUGCUAUCGCUGUGGAAAGUCUGGUCACUACAUUCGAAACUGCCCAAUGCUUAUGGUGCAGGAUAAAAGUGCAGAUGGUCCUAAGCCAGUAAGGAUCAGUAAGGGCAUACCACAGAGCUUCUUGGUGAAAGCAGACCCGGGGGCAAAGGGAGUCAUGUUGACGAGCACCGGAGAAUAUGCUAUACCCGCCAUAGAUGCGGAAGCAUAUGCACAGGGGAAGAAGGAACGGCCACCGUUUGUUCCACUAGACCAGUCUUCAUCUGAGGAUGAUACCGAUCCAAUCCCUGAUGAGCUCUUGUGUCCAAUCUGCAAUGACCUGAUGACUGAUGCCGUAGUUAUACCCUGCUGUGGAAACAGCUACUGUGAUGAAUGUAUCAGGACUGCAUUGUUGGACUCUGAGGAGCAUGUUUGCUUCACAUGCAAACAGUCAGAUGUUUCACCUGAUAACCUCAUUGCCAACAAGUUUCUUCGACAGGCUGUAAAUAACUUUAAGAAUGAGACCGGAUACACCAAACACGUGCGCAAGCAUAUCCAGCACUCAGCCCCUCCUCCACCACGGCCGCAGUUGGUCAGACCUUUGCAGUCAAGACAGCAAGACCCCCUAAUGGUUAAUGUCUCCAAUCCUCCUUCAACAAGUGCACCCAUAACUGUUCCUAAAGCACAGGACCCGCCUCCUGCACCUGCUCCCGUUGCCACUUCUCCUGUUGCUCCUGCUGCCCCUAGUCCUCCUCAUGUUGCUCCUGUUGAAGAAAAAGAAGCUUCACCAGCCUCGACAUCUGUUGUUGACCACCAUUCUCCUGUCCACACCACCAGCCACGGUGAACCACCCCCACCAGGUGAGAAUGAUCCAGAGCCCGCUGUGACACAAGAUUCAUCAGGAACACCAGAAAGUGGAUCCCAGAGCUACAGUUUACCUGUUAUUGGCCACCUGCCUCCUUCAAGACUGCUUCAUCCACCAGGCAACCAGUCACGGCCCAACCACUCCCACAGAGGAUCUGGCAGACACUGGUACAGAAGUCGGGGGGAGCCCCCCUCCACUCACCUGCAGACAGCUCUACCUCCAGCACCUGUUCCUCAAGUUUACCCAUCUCCCCUGUACCCACCCCCACAGGCCUAUCCCCCUCCAUACAGCUCUGGCCCCGGCCUUAUUCCUCCACCUGUCCUCAGUUACCAGCCACAGGCUGUUUAUGCACCCGGACCACAGGGGCUCAACCCUCCAUGGGUUGGCCCAGGUGCUCAGCCUCCUCUUGUCCCUUUACCACCAUCCCUGUCACAGCCCCCCCUCUCAAAGGAGGAUUUCUACAGACCAAGGCACCAUCGACAAGACAAAAUUACGUCUAAACUGGAUGAAUUCACUAAAGACUUUCAUGAAGAGCUUAUUAAGUACAGAAACGCACCAAAGAGAAGGAGACGAUCUUAUUCCAGGUCCCGUUCAUACAGCCGCUCUUCGUUCAGCCGCUCUCCUUACUCUCGCUCUAGAUCUAGAUCUAGAUCAAGAUCCAGGUCUUACUCUUUUUCCCCAAGUCGAUCACGCUCCCGUUCACGUUCCCAUGGCAGGUCUUAUCCCCGUUCCCCUUAUUCUCGACGAAAUGGACGCAGUUAUGGACGCUCCCGGUCAAGGUCCCGCUCCCGUUCAAGGUCUUACGGCUACCGGCGCUCUGCCUCACCACACUCUCCCUCUUACCGAGGAGGAGGCUGGGACGGAGCAGAAGGAGCUGUACCGUAUAGGUCUAGGUCACGCUCCCCUGGUGGCUAUCGGAGCCGAAGCCCUGGUGGACGAAAGCCACCUCCUCGGGAGUUGCCUCUGUAUGACCUGAAGGGACACAGUCCUGGAAGCCAUGAUCGCUGGGAGAGAGAGCGGUAUCGACAGUGGGAGAAGGAUUACACAGACUGGUAUAAUAAAUACUACAAAGACUAUGACGGCCAACACCCUUCCAUGCAUCACAGAGGUCAUGGCAGCAGAGACAGGGAGAGGGACAAAAUGUCCUCAUCAUCCAGAGAUUACUCACCCCAGGGGAGAGGAAGACGAGGGAGAGAGGAGAGAGGGGGUCCACCUCCGCAUAUCCCUUCCUCUUCCUCAUCAGGGACCAAACCCAGCGCUAAAAUUUUAAAGUCAAAGAAAAUAAGAAAGAAGACAUCCGAAGAAGCAGAGUCAUCUCAACAGUCACUGGACAGAGGUGAUGCUACUCCUGUCAGAGACGAACCUAUGGACGAAAUCGCUUCACACACUAAAACUCCUCCCAUUUCUUCAAGGCCACCAGUUAGCACUGCAGUUUCUAAAGCUCCAGCCUCUAAAACCACUACCGCACCUGUAAAACCCACAAGCAAGUCAACAUCAAAGAUCCAGGCUGAUAAAGUGAAGAAAGAGAAGGGUCAGAAGGGGAAAGUUAAAGUUAAGAUGGAGGUUGUGAAGGUGAAAAGUGACAAGUUGAAGAAAAAGACAGGGGAGGGCGUGGUGACCAAAAAGAAAGACUCCUCGUCCUCUUCCUCUGUUGCUAAACCGUUAAAGACCAUAAAACCCAAACCAGAUGAGGCCUCCAACUCAACUACCCCUAAAAAGGAGAAGAGUAAAAGCUCUGGCGUGAGGCCGGCCUUGGUGAAAACCCCUCCAUUGUCCUCUCUGAAUCUUUCUCUACCUCAUUCUUCUUUUCAUGAAGGCCCUCGGUCCGGGCAUGACAUGCGUGGCAGAAGAGAUCUACCACAGGGUUCUGGUCUUCUUCCUCUCCACCAUCCACACAGACUCCCAAUCCUCCCCCGACCUCCAUCCCCAGUGGAUAGCCGGAGGAGGAUGGGAGAGGAGGGUCGCUCUUUACUCGGACCUCCACCUGUAAAGCUGAGGAGAAUUGAUGAGCUAGAGAGUGGAGGUGAUGCCCUCCCUCACUCGCACUUGUCCCAUCAGCCCCCAAUCCACAGAGGCCCACUCCCCUCUGACAGGUCUACUUUUCAUCCUCUACAAGGAAGGCGUGAACUGGUCCAGGGAGAAGUAGAUCGAGGAUCCAUUAGACCACUGAUGGACAUUUCGAAGCCAGUGAGAAGGAUAAAGUUGAACAGAGAUCUGGGCAGAAGAGGCAGCUCUGAGACGGUGCCCUCAGACAGAACACAGUCUGGUCCUGAGAAGACAACCUCGACCUUAGAUCGAUCAGUUGCACCUAAUGUCUCUGAAGGUGAUAGACUUGGUAAUACAACACAAGGAGCUGGAAGAAAGGAACCCCCAGCAUCUACAGAAAGAGGCGUCUCUCGAGAAAGACCAAGCAGUGCUGGAGAAAGACACCACGGUUCAGACAGAGAGCAUGACAGAAACUCUGGACAGGACAGAGAGCGAGAAAGACCAUCUGGUUCAGACAAAGACAGAAAUCUUGGAUCUGACAGAGAGAGGGACAGGGUCUCUGGGUCAGGCUUGCAGAAGGCUGCAGCGAACAGAGACACAGAAGGAGAGAGGUCAGUGAAAACGGAAAGAAAAAACUCCAGCAGAGGAAACGGGGGAGGGAGGUCUGUCAGCGUGGAUAAGAUAACCAUUGGAGAGAAAUCUGCUAUUACCAGGAGACUGGCAGACCACCAGGAGAAGCCAAGUGCAGGCUCCAAGGAGAGAGGAGAGGGGUCAGAAAGAGCUGCUAAAUCUGACAGGAGUGCAUCCAAGGACAGAACAGAGAGGAGUGCCCUCUCAGGAGAGAAACCAGCUGCUGCUCACAGAGAAGGGGUCAAAGAUGGUCAGGAGAAGGCCGCGAAGAGUAAACCUAGGAUCAGUCGUAAGGCUCUACAAAGUCACACAGCUAGCUCUACAAGGUCAACUCAAGAAAAAAAGCAGGAUUCGGAGAAAGACCAGAAGAAUUUACCCUCUAAACCUGUAGAGCAGCAUAAGUCUAGCCCAGUGGUGAGCCGUGUUCGCAGCCGAAGUGCCAGUCCAACCCUCAGUCCGGCCAGGGAGGAGCCGCUUAUUCAGCCGCCUCCACGCUCAAAGUGGGAGAGGGAAGAUGAUGAAGAAGGCCAGGAAGACAGCCUUUCAGUACCUGCUAAGGAGCCCUCACCAGUGCUGCAGAGGAGUCGGGGCAAAGAGCCCGGGCACAUCGAAGCAUCCAAAGCCAUCAGGAGUGAAGGCAGGGAAGUUGCAAGGGAAGAGAGGAGAGGAGUGGUGAGGGAGGAAAAGAAGGGGAGAGCACUGAGGGAGGAGGGUAAGGGUGGCAGGACUGUGCAGAAAGAUGUGGAGAAGACAACCAAAACAAAAACUGUGAGGGAGGAGGGUAGAGGGGCAAAAGAGGAAAAGAGAUCAGCAGUAAGAGAAGAGGAAAGAAGAGGUGGGGUAAGAGAGGAGGGGCGAGGAGUAACAGGGAAGGAGGAAAGAUCAGCAGAAAGCAGGGGAGGAGGACGAGAGGAAAGUCGUGGCCCAGAGCCUAGGAGGCAACGUUUGUGCUCGGAUCUGACUCGUGAGACAGACGAGGCGGCCUUCGUGCCCGACUACAGUGAAGGUGAGGGUUCUGAGCCGGAGAGAGGAAGGAGCGGCAGCCCAAGUCAGUCUCUCAGUCAGCCCUCCAACAGCCCCACGGCAAGCAACAACAGUGGCUCAGCUACCACCGCAACGGACAAGAAGAAGAAGAAACAUAAGAAGCAUAAAAAACACAAGAAGCACAAGAAACAAAGCAGCCAGGACAAAGAAGGAGAGCCCAAGAAACACAAACACAAGAAGAAGAAAAACAAGAAAAACAAAGACAAAGAUGCGGAGGAGGAUGGAAAGAAGAUGGAGAAAGAAGAGGAAGAGGCUCCAUCCUAACAGGCUCUGCUCAGUUUAAUGGCCAAAAAAUGCAACCUCUUUUAUGCAGGACAUGAUGAUGUAAUAACAGCCAAUAAUCCUGCUCCAUGUCCUGCUGGAAGGGAAUGGAUAAAUAGUCCUUUUGACUGUCCCUGACACCGAGAUCUGCUUCGCUGUUGUUUCCCUACUUCAUGUUGCUGCAAUGCAAAGACAUGUUUUUUGUUGUGCCUGAUAGUGUAGCAUCGGGAGAGAUGCUGAGGUCUCCUUUAGGUUUAAUGCUGACCUGCUGAUCUGGGGUCAUGAAAAACUAGGGUUGUUGAGUUAAAUGAAAUAAUAAUAAUAAAAAAAAAACAAUUUAUGCUCAGAGGGAAACUUUAAAGCACUGUUGUGAUCAACCUUAUGCUGAGCAGAAUAUAACUGAUAACUGAUUACAGAAAUGAUUCUGAAUGAUAGGAAUAAAUAACUUCGUACUCAGGGAUGUGAUUGCUUCUUUGUAAAGGAGGAAUUGCUGUUCCUCUUUAAUUUGUAAAUGGUUUUGAACUUCUGCUUCAAAUAAUUUUUCCUCAGUUGGAUUUGCUUACAUCCCAGUGUGCUUUUCAGUGCUUAAAUGAUGAAAAACCAACGCUUUAAAGGCUGUUCUUUAUUUGAAGGACUUAGCUAGCACUUUUGUAUGUUUUAGCACAUUACAAGAUGUUAUUAAUUUUAGACAUUUUGAGUAUUGAACUUUUUUCUAUUUUCGGGAAAUUGUUUAGCUCAAGUGCUGUUGCUUUGGUUAUCUAAGUUAUUUAAUAUUCAAAACUAUCUUGAUUUGUUCAGCCAUAUUAAUUGAAAUCUCUAUGCUACCUAUUAAAAGUGGGGGAACAUCUUGAGAAACACUUGGAUGUAAAAUUAAUGAGCUAAAACGUAUAAAAAUCACUAGUUUGGUUCUUGACAUUAAAGCAAACCUCUACACAUUCAUGCCACACUGGAUUAUGUAAAUCAAGGAUGUGUUUAUUUAAUGACAAAUCUUUUUGUCUUUUGUUCUGAAGGUGCAGUAGCUGUGGAUAACUUUUCAGUGAGUGUGUGUAUGUAUGUGUCUGUUGGUGUGGAAGUGAAAUAUGAUGGAAAUGUGAUCGGUUUGUGUAAUAUUUUUUUUUUUUAUUAUCAUUAAAAUGUUUUGACCUAAA
Molecule: messenger RNA, 7374 nt
Organism: Melanotaenia boesemani (Boeseman's rainbowfish)
Lineage: Eukaryota; Metazoa; Chordata; Actinopteri; Atheriniformes; Melanotaeniidae
Product: E3 ubiquitin-protein ligase RBBP6-like
Exons: 20
Coding region: 986-6229 (1747 amino acids)
Biological process (GO): mRNA processing; ubiquitin-dependent protein catabolic process; protein ubiquitination
Cellular component (GO): nucleus
Molecular function (GO): zinc ion binding; nucleic acid binding; ubiquitin protein ligase activity
Source: RefSeq, a predicted model, not a curated record